Phasianus colchicus (ring-necked pheasant) is the source of this 3591-nucleotide messenger RNA. The record is from RefSeq and is a predicted model, not a curated record. NCBI's taxonomy places the organism in Eukaryota, Metazoa, Chordata, Aves, Galliformes, Phasianidae.
CAGAGAAGACAGGGACGACCCUGGUCGCCGCUGCAGCUGCUGCCACCCCCCCACCCCUGCUCGGGGAUGUACCUUUCCAUUUGUUGCUUCUUCCUCUGCUGGGCUCCUGCCCUGACACUGAAGAACCUGAAUUACUCAGUGCCGGAGGAGCAGGGAGCAGGCACGGUCAUUGGAAACAUCGGCCGCGAUGCACGGUUGGCGGCGGGGGCAGCAGGUGGUGGGCUGCUGCCUGCUGAGCGCGGUGGCCCCGGACGCGGACCCAAGUCCACCUUCCGGGUUCUGGAGAACUCGGCCCCUCACCUCCUAGAUGUGGACGGGGAGAGUGGGCUGCUCUACACCAAGCAACGCAUUGACCGUGAGGCACUGUGCCGGCGCAGCACCAAGUGCCAGCUGUCCCUUGAGGUGUUCGCCAAUGACCAGGAGAUCUGCAUGAUCAAGGUGGAGAUCCAGGACCUGAACGACAAUGCACCGACAUUCCCUUCUGACCAGGUGGACAUGGACAUCUCAGAAAAUGCUGCGCCAGGCACCCGCUUCCCCCUCACUAGUGCCCACGACCCAGAUUCUGGGGACAACGGGCUGCGUACCUACCUUCUAACCCGUGAUGACUAUGGACUCUUCUCUCUUGACGUGAAGUCCCGUGGUGAUGGCACAAAGUUUCCAGAGCUGGUCAUCCAGAAGCCAUUAGACCGUGAGGAGCAGAGCCACCACACUCUGGUGCUGACAGCACUGGAUGGUGGCGACCCACCACGAUCGGGCACAGUGCAGAUCAAUGUUCGCCUCAUUGACUCCAAUGACAACAGCCCUGUCUUUGAAGCAGCCUCCUAUGUGGUUGAACUGCCAGAGAAUGCACCACUAGGGACAGCUGUUAUUGACCUCAAUGCUACUGAUGCUGAUGAGGGCACCAACGGUGAGGUGCUCUACUCCUUCAGUGGCUAUGCACCUGAUCGUGUCCGUGACCUCUUUAGCAUCGACCCACAGAGUGGCCUCAUCCGUGUCAAGGGCAACCUGGACUAUGAGGAGAGUGGUCUCAUAGAGAUUGAUGUCCAGGCUCGAGACCUGGGGCCCAACCCCAUCCCUGCUCACUGCAAGGUCACGGUCCGCCUCAUUGACCGCAAUGACAAUGCUCCCACCAUUGGCUUUGUCUCCGUUCGCCAGGGAGCACUGAGUGAGGCUGCCCCACCAGGCACCGUCAUUGCUCUUGUGCGGGUCACUGACCGUGACUCGGGUAAGAAUGGGCAGCUCCAGUGCCGGGUGCUAGGAGGUGGUGGUGGGCCUGGAGCUGUUCCUUUCACAUUGGAGGAGAACUAUGACAACUUCUAUACUGUGGUCACCGACCGGCCCCUGGACCGUGAGGCACAGGAUGAGUACAAUGUGACCAUUGUGGCACGUGAUGGGGGCAACCCCCCACUCAACUCCACCAAGUCGUUCUCUGUCCGAAUCCUUGAUGAGAAUGACAACCCACCCCGCUUCAGCAAGAAUCUUUAUGUAUUGCAGGUGCCCGAGAACAAUAUCCCUGGAGAGUAUUUGGGCUCUGUCUUGGCUCAAGACCCUGACCUGGGCCAAAAUGGGACAGUCUCUUAUUCCAUUCUGCCUGGGCACGUGGGUGACGUAUCCAUCUACACCUAUGUCUCCGUCAACCCAACCAAUGGUGCUAUCUAUGCCCUGAGGAGCUUUAAUUAUGAGCAGACAAAGCACUUUGAGUUUCGCGUGCUGGCCAAGGACUCAGGUUCACCCCACCGUGAGAGCAACGCCACAGUACGUGUCACCGUGCUCGAUGUCAAUGACAACGCACCCCUCAUCGUCCUACCUGCCCUCAUCAAUGAUACCGCUGAACUGCAGGUGCCACGCAAUGCUGGGGUGGGCUAUCCUGUGGGCACCGUUCGUGCCCUGGACAGUGACUUUGGGGAGAGUGGGCGCCUUACCUAUGAGAUUGUGGAAGGCAAUGAGGAGCACCUCUUUGAGAUGGACCCCACUAGUGGUGAGAUACGCACCUUGCACCCCUACUGGGAGGAGCUCAGCCCUGUGGCUGAACUAGUGGUAAAAGUCAGUGACCAUGGCAAGCCCAGCCUCUCUGCGGUGGCCAAGCUCAUUGUCAGGGCCUUGGCAGGGCCCCUACCCGAGGCUGGCGAGCCACAAGUGAAUGGCGAGCAGCAUCGGCGACCACACUGGGACUUGUCGCUGCCCCUGAUCGUGACCCUGAGCACUGUCUCCAUCAUCUUGCUGGCUGCCAUGAUCACUAUUGCUGUGAAGUGCAAGCGAGAGAACAAGGAGAUCCGCACCUAUAAUUGUCGCAUUGCCGAGUAUAGCCACCCUCAGCUGGGAGGAGGGGGAGGCAGUGGCGGGGGAGGAGGAGGCAGUGGCAGUGGAGGGGGCAAGGGCAAGAAGAAGAAGAUCAGCAAGAAUGACAUUAUGCUGGUGCCCAGUGAGGGCGAGGACAGCCGGGGCCCCCUCAAUGUCAUGAACGUGGUGAGCAGCCCAUCCCUGGCCACCUCACCCAUGUACUUUGACUACCAGACCCGCCUGCCCCUCAGCUCUCCCAGGUCUGAGGUGAUGUACCUGAAGCCCGCCUCCAACAACCUGACUGUACCCCAGGGACAUGUGGGCUGCCACACCAGCUUCACAGGGCAAGGGACUAACGCCAGCGAGGCUCCCCCGAGCCGGAUGUCCAUAAUUCAGACAGACAAUUUUCCCGCAGAGCCCAAUUACAUGGGCAGCAGGCAGCAGUUUGUUCAAAGUAGCUCCACAUUCAAGGAUCCAGAAAGAGCCAGCUUGAGGGACAGCGGGCAUGGGGACAGUGAUCAGGCUGACAGUGACCAAGACACUAACAAAGGCUCCUGCUGUGACAUGUCUGUUAGGGAGGCACUCAAGAUGAAAACUACUUCAACUAAAAGCCAGCCACUUGAACAAGAACAAGAAGAAUGUGUUAACUGCACAGAUGAAUGCAGAGUGCUUGGUCAUUCUGACAGAUGUUGGAUGCCACAGUUCCCUGCAGCCAGCCAGGCUGAGAAUGCAGAUUAUCGCACAAAUCUCUUUGUACCCACAGUUGAAGCUAAUGUUGAGACUGAGACUUACGAAACUGUGAACCCCACUGGGAAAAAGACUUUUUGUACAUUUGGGAAAGACAAGAGAGAGCACACUAUUCUCAUUGCCAAUGUUAAACCUUAUUUAAAAGCCAAACGUGCCCUGAGUCCUCUGCUUCAGGAGGUUCCCUCAGCAUCGAGCAGCCCAACCAAGACAUGCAUUGAGCCUUGCACCUCAACAAAAGGACCUCUGGAUGGUUGUGAAGUGAAAUCAGGAGCCUUGGCUGAACCAAACAGCCAGUACUUGUCAACUGACAGUCAGUAUCUAUCGCCUAGUAAACAGUCAAAAGACACUCCCUUCAUUACAUCAGAUCAGAUGGCUAGGGCCUUUGCAGAUGUGCAUUCCCGAGUGAGCCGAGACUCAAGUGAGAUGGACUCUGUUCUGGAACAGUUAGACCGUUCAGCCCGGGAUCUAGGCAGGGAGUCGGUGGAUGCCGAGGAAGUUGUGAGAGAAAUAGACAAGCUCUUGCAGGACUGUCGGGGAAAUGAUCCUGUGGCCAUCAGAAAGUAA